This is a messenger RNA of Rhododendron vialii, 2363 nucleotides long. RefSeq names its product growth-regulating factor 4-like. Gene Ontology annotation, molecular function: ATP binding. NCBI's taxonomy places the organism in Eukaryota, Viridiplantae, Streptophyta, Magnoliopsida, Ericales, Ericaceae. The record is from RefSeq and is a predicted model, not a curated record. Gene Ontology annotation, cellular component: nucleus. The coding region runs from base 245 to 1258 and encodes 337 amino acids. The transcript has 4 exons. Gene Ontology annotation, biological process: DNA-templated transcription; developmental process; regulation of DNA-templated transcription.
GGAGCCAAUUACGUGCUAAUGUGAGCCUAAGCAAUGCUAUAAGAAGAUAACAGAUCAGUUCCCACUGUACUGUACUUUCGCUUUCCCAGCUUCGGCUCAGCUCUGCACUGCUGCCUCCCUUCUCCAUGGCCAAACCCUAUAUCUAUUUCCCCCAAGCUUUUUGUUGGAAGUGAAGGGAAUCUGUUUAGGGCUUAAGCUGGUAGGGGAAGAAGAUAAAGGGAAGAAGUGAGUGAGCGAGUGAGAAAUGAGUGGUGGUGAAUCGUCUUCGGUGGCGGAGGGUGGGGCGGGGGGGUUCCGGCCGCCAUUCACGGCGAUGCAGUGGCAGGAGCUGGAGCAUCAGGCUCUCAUAUACAAGUACCUCGUCGCCGGUAUGGCCGUGCCUCCCGAUCUCGUCAUCCCGAUCCGCCAGAGCUUCGAUUCUAUCUCCGCCCGGUUCUUUCACCAAUCCAGCUUGGGCUAUUGUUCCUAUUAUGGGAAGAAAAUAGACCCUGAGCCUGGCAGAUGUCGGAGGACGGACGGAAAGAAGUGGAGGUGCUCCAAAGAUGCUUAUCCUGAGUCCAAAUACUGUGAGCGGCACAUGCACCGAGGCCGCAACCGUUCAAGAAAGCAUGUGGAAUCUCAAUCUACCUCUCAGUCAUUGUCAGCUGUGAUAUCACAUGGGACUCCUGGGAGUACUGGUGGAACUGGUAGCUUCCAAAACCUGCCUCUGCAAUCCAUUGUUGAUAAUAAGGACUCAUUGCUUGGAAGCAAUGCAUCAAAAUGGCAGAUGGAGCCUGUAUCCUAUGGGGUCAAUAACAAGGAGUACAGGUAUUUCCAUGGAAACCAACCUGAAGAAGACAAACAAGGUUUCCUUCCAGAAGGUUCAGGAGGUGUCCGGGCUCUAGGAUUGGAUCGUAAUAUAGACCCCUCUCUGAUUCCAAGUUAUGGUGCUCAUCUGCAAAGUGAUUCCUGUCAACCACACAUGCUGCAGGAUUUUGAUUUGAUGAGCAAUUCUGCAAUGGCAAGACAGCGGCAGCAACAUUGCUUCUUUGGAAGUGAUGUUGGUUCACUGGGGGCCUUGAAACAGGAGAGUCAUGCUAUAAGGCCUUUCUGGGAGGACGGUGGGCCUAAAGAUAGAGCUUCGUGGGCCGAUCUUGAUGAUCAUGGAUAUGAAAAGAAUGCAUUUGCCACCACUCAGCUAUCAAUCUCUGCUAGGAGUUCUUAUUCCCCUAAUGGUGAGUCCACUCUAAAAUUAAGAAGCACGAACACAGAAACAUGACACAACACGGGUUCAGGGACACAGGAAUUUUCAACAGGAUAAGGACAUGACACAUGCUGGACACGUGCAAGAUAUACACUCCCUCCGUUCCUAAUGGUUAGUCCAUUAUUCAAUUUUAGGGUGUUCCAAAAUGUUUGUCCAUCUUAAAAACUCAAGAAUAAAAAAUUGGAGAUUUUCCAAAACUAUCUUCAUAGAUAUCUAUGAUAGCACUUCCAGUGAGCUAGAAUAAGGGGCAUUAAACAAACAAUGCCUUGAAAUUUGACUUAAAGUGUAAUCAUUGCAUGCCCCCUUAAAAGUUUGAAUCCCCAAAAGGGUCUAACUAGUAGGAAGGUGGGAGUAGUUUUGUACGUUCUUUUAAUCUCAAAUUUAAGGUUAUGCCAUUGCUAUAUGGACUAUAUAUACGAGAUAUUUAACUCGAUAAACCAAAUCGAGUCUUAUGUCCCAAUCACUUGGGGUCGGCUACAUGAAUCAUUUUCCUUCAUUGAGCUCUGUUAAGGGUCAUUUGUUCACACAAAUCCAUUAUACUCAUAUCUUUGCGCACAACAACAUAUAAUGUCAAUUUAGGUCUACCCCUUCUCGUAGCAUUGCUACUCGAAGCUAUCCUAUCCGUUCUCUUAACUUCUGUAUCUCUUGGUCUAUGGUAGACAUGCUCAAACCACCUUAGCCUAUUUUCCCUCGACUUCUCCUCUACAGGUGCUACACCUACUAUCUCACGAACCGUUUCAUUUCUAAUCCUGUCUCAUCUAGACUUACCACACAUCCACCUCAACAUUCUCCUUUCCGCUACACUCAUCUUGCUCACCUGUGUUUCUUAAUAGACCAACAUUAAAGCAUCGCUUGCAAAGAAUAAGAGAAUGUGUGUUCCCCAAGUGUGUCCAACAGACUCCAACUGUAGAAAAUUUUAGAACAUGGUAAAUAUGCUUGGACGUGUGUCCGACAAGUGUCUAAUGAAAUUGUGUGACUGGUGUCCAACAUGGCACACCCCUUCGAAAUGUUUGUGCUUAUAGCUCUCAACCAAACAGCUUUUUCCAACCCCACAUGAAAGGGAUAGGUUUUUAAGAAUAGACAGUGUUCUGAAUCACUCCUUUUUCUCUCUAAUGUGUUG